AUUGCAUUUCUGGCUUGCUACACAGCGGUCUGCUGUUAGGUGGUCUUAUGAUCGGGUUUUACCUUAUAAAAUAAGUGUUUUUUAAUUGACCGAAAUACGUUUUUAUUAUUUUAUUGCUUUUUAUUUCAUUUUUAUUUAAACCGAAUCGACUGUUUCCGACCGAAACCCCCACGCGAAUUGUGUGUUUCUUCUUAUCUACUUCUCUGUCGUUGGAAAACAAUGAAAUGAAGGCCUAGCGUUACUAGUUAAUCGGCAAAAUAGCGAACGUCAGCUAACUAAAUCAGAUAAUCUGCUAGCCUGUGUGGGAUUUCAAUUGAUGACUGUAUUAAUCAUCGACAUUACACUGUGAAAUCAAAUCAGGUAUGUCGUCCCAGCUCCAGGUGUUCUCUGCUCCCUCCAGCUCCUCCAGCGCAUUUUGUCGUGUCAAGAAGAUGAAGGUGGAGAACUGUGUUUGGGACGCAUCCUCUGACUGCCCAUACGGUUCCGCGGGGGGACAGCAGGGAGUAGGGGGUUACUCCUUCACCCCUGCACUAGGCAUGGCAGUGCCUCCCUUCGCCCCCUCUGCGUUAGUGUUCCCUCCCGCCCCAGGCUCCCGUGGCCAGGUGGUGGUCAGGCCAGCAGACAGCACGGGCAACCUCCCCCGGGGUUCCAGUCGCCGCCUCAACGACCAGUACACACACUCCUCACACACAAACUCUGAGACGGCCAGCAUGGGGAACGGGAUGCGACGACAGGGCCAGAAGAGGAAGAAUGACGAGGUCGUUAAAGGGAGCGGGAGCGGCUGUGGGAGUGUUCAGAUCUUAGAGGAGCUCUCUGCCCCUCCUCCCGUCUUCUCUACGCGUACGGGGGGAGGAGGAGGGGGUACGGGCCAGUCCAUCCCCCACUCGGCCCCCACCACCAAGAGCUCCAGCUCCAGUGGAGAGGGGGACUACCAGCUGGUGCAACAUGAGAUUCUGUGUUCGGUCUCCUGUAGUUAUGAGGUGCUGGAGUUCCUGGGGAGGGGGACCUUCGGUCAGGUGACCAAGUGUUGGAAGAGGGGAACCAAUGAUAUCGUGGCCAUCAAGAUCCUGAAGAACCACCCCUCGUAUGCACGACAGGGUCAGAUCGAGGUGGGCAUCCUGAACCGUCUGAGCGCGGAGAACGCCGACGAGUUUAACUUUGUGCGUUCCUACGAGUGUUUCCAACACAAAGGUCACACCUGCCUGGUGUUCGAGAUGCUGGAGCAGAACCUGUAUGACUUCCUGAAGCACAGCAAGUUCAGCCCCCUGCCGCUACAACACAUCAGACCCAUACUGCAACAGGUGGCGACGGCGCUGAUGAAGCUGAAGUCUCUGGGUCUGAUCCAUGCUGACCUGAAGCCAGAGAACAUCAUGCUGGUGGAUCCACUCAGACAGCCCUACAGGGUCAAGGUCAUCGACUUCGGCUCAGCCUCACACGUCUCCAAGGCUGUCUGCUCAACGUACCUGCAGUCACGAUACUACAGGGCUCCAGAGAUCAUCCUGGGCUUGCCGUUCUGUGAGGCUAUAGAUAUGUGGUCUCUGGGCUGCGUUAUAGCUGAGCUGUUCCUGGGGUGGCCCCUGUACCCCGGGGCCUCGGAGUACGACCAGAUCCGGUACAUCUCCCAGACCCAGGGCCUGCCUGCAGAGUACCUGCUGAGUGCCGGCACCAAGACAAGCCGCUUCUUCAAGAGAGGACCUGACUCCAGCUACCCCGUCUGGAGAAUCAAGGCCCCUUCGGACCACGAGGCUGAGAUGGGCAUCAAGUCCAAGGAGGCUCGUAAAUACAUCUUCAACUGUCUGGACGACAUGAUGCAGGUCAACCUAUCGUCUCACCUGGAGGGGACGGACAUGCUUGCGGAGAAAGCUGAUAGGCGGGAAUUCAUCGACCUGCUGAAGCGGAUGCUUCGAUUGGACGCUGACAAGAGGAUAACGCCCACUAAGACGCUGGGUCAUCCCUUCGUCACCAUGAGUCACCUGCUGGACUUCCCUCACAGUUCCCAUGUGAAGUCUUGUUUUCAGAACAUGGAGCUUUGUAAACAUAGGAGCUCAUCGUUCGACAACAACAACAACAACAACAACAACAAAACUCUCUUCUCUACGAACACUCUUCCUAGUGCUGCCGCCGGCAACCUCACUGUCACCUUCAGCAGCCAGCUGAGCCAGCACAACCAGGUCCCGUCAGCAGGGGGCGCUGUUCCUCUCAUGAACUACCAGCCAGCCCUGUACCAGCAGGCCACCAUCAACAUCCCUGGUCUGGCCCAGCAGAGUGUCCCCGUGCAGGCACGCCCCACCGGCCUGGCCUGCCAGACUGAGCCCUUCCAGCAGACUCUCAUCGUCUGCCCACCAAACACCAUACAAGGUCUCCAGUCAUCCAAUAAGAGCUCUAGUUUCCCAGUGAGGAUGAACAGUUCAGCCCCCAUAGUGAACCAGAACCAAUCAACACAGCCACUGCAGCUGCAGCCUGCCAUGCUCACACAGGGCUCCUGCACACCCCUGAUGGUAGCCACCCUCCACCCCCACCCCCCCACGGUAGCGGGCGUAGCCCCCCAGUACUCUGUUCCCCUGGGGCUGGGCUGUGAUGCUGGCCACCCCACUCUGCUGGAGCACACUGCCACCGUGCUGCAGGCUUGGCCCGCCGGCACCCAGCAGAUCCUCAUCCCGUCGUCAUGGCAGCAGGUUCCUGGCGUGGCCAUCCACGGCUCCGCCCACCAGACGGUUGUCGCGGAGUCUCCCGUAGAGACGCUCCAUCCGGACACAGCCCAGCACACAAACAGCUGGAGGGGGUCUCAGUACAGGGGAGUACUGCAGCAGAGUCAAUCGACCUCUGACCCUAGCCGGGGUCAGGCCACCCAGAGGUCACAGCAGGAGAGGAGCGGAGCUGGGAAGAGGGCCAAGGUUCGCCGCGGCAACAACAGAACCACCAGGGGUGUGUCCGGUGUGUCGCUGCUCACCAACGCCAUGCUGACUCCGCCCACCUGCAGUGUGGCAGCUCUCUCUCAGCCAAUCAUCAUCUCAGACACGCCCAGCCCGGCGGUCAGCGUCAUCACCAUCCACAGCGACUCAGACGAGGAAGACGAGAGGAAGUUCCACCCCGCCAGCUGUGGUCCGGCUCAGAGGACUAACGUGAUCAGCUGUUUGACGGUCCACGACUCUGACUCCUCCACGGCCAGCCCCCUCACCCCCCGCCUCCUCGCCGGCUCCAGCACUCUCACACACCUUCGCGGAGGGGGGACGUCUAUGGGCAGGUCACUGGCCGUGGUGGCACCAUCUGUCAAGACCCAGCCGACUGAGACGGGGCAACUCCAGAGCUCCUACAUCAAGCCCAAGCGGGCCAAUCGACAGCCCUGUAGUGGUGACAACAGCGACCGCCAUAAGCUUGUCCCCAGCCAAUCACAUCCUCUCAACCUCAGCCAGGUACAGCCUGUAGUCUCAUCCUCGUCUCAGGACCGUUCCCACGGCAGCCUGCGUCGCCAGGCAACCUACCCCCCUAGCCCCGCUUCCCACUACACCUUUCAGGAAGCGCCCUCCCUAAGCACCGCCCCCAGCCUCUACACCUUCCCCGCCUCCGCAGCGCUAGCCUCUGCCUCUCAGGCCAUGGAACAGUUCCUGGGGCGUGGCCACCCCACCCCUUCCACCUACGCCCCUCCCACCGUCUCUUACGGAGCCUCGGGGUUGGCCCGGAGUGACGCAGGGACCAGGAAGGAGUCUUCGGUGGGGUCAGGGAUGAUCCAUGGGGUGGGGCUUCCUGCAACCUAUCAGCACCAGUUUACUGCUGGGCCCCCAUACAUUAGUGUGAGGCCCCGGGCUGAAGCCUACAGCGCAUACCAGCUCAGCCCUCGACGGUUGGGACAGUACCCUUACUUAUGAUGAGACGUGGGGCGCUUUCAGCAGCAUGCAACGUUUUGGAACGUUCAGAUAGAAAAAUCCUAUGUAGAACAAACGUGUCUAUGAAUUGCAGAUCACAUUAGAGCUGGGAUGAUAAACCAAAAAUGAUUGACACCGACUAUACCCGACCACUUAUCGCAGGCAUUUUGUUAAUAUCGUUCAUUACAAUAUAAGUAGCCUCUAAUAGAGAAAUGUGAAGUUUGAAAUGAAAUAAGUUUUCUAAUAUGGGUGAUUGUUGAUAGAACAAUUGAUGGCUACAAACAUCAAACUAGUAGUAGUUUAAAGGCCCAGUGCUGCCGUUUUUAUCUCAAUAUCAAGUCAGUUCUGGGUAACAAUUAAGUACCUUACUGUGAUUGUUUUCGAUUACAAUAAUCUAAAAUAAACAGAAAGCUAAAUAGCAAAGAGCAAUUUUCUCAAGCAAGGAUUUUGCUAGGACUGUCUGGGAGUGGUCUGAGUGGGGAGGGGAAACUGAAAACUAGCUGUUAUUGGCAGAGAGUUUUUGGAACUCUUUCUUAUUGGUCUAUUAACUAAUUAACCACCUGGUGAUGUCACAAGACACGCUCAAAACUCCCACCAAAAACAGGCAGACAUUUCAGGAUGCUUUUCAAACAGUUUUUACAUUUAAAGGGCAUUAUCAUAUAUAUUUUUCUUUUACAAUUUCACGGUGUUAUUCCAACCACACAGGGGGGAAAAACACGUUUUAGGCUACACUGGGCCUUUUAAAGGAUAUUAAAACUAAAUGGUGGUGCAGAUUUGUUAUAUACUAUCCUUUCUAUUUACCGUUGUCAAAUCAAUUCAGGUCAUUUAUCCCGAUGUGGAUUUUUUUGUUGUUGUCCUUAUCGCCCAGCUCUAGAUCACGUCGACACUAUUCAUGACAUUUUUUAAAAUCUGAAACGUUGGGACAACGUUUUGCAACUGAACGUGGCUACGGUAGAGCAGUAUACCUACUGAUGAUGUCAUGAUACUGGGGCUAGAGAUGGGGGGAGGGGGCGAUAAUGUGUAGGACUAUGGCUCUCACACCAACUCUCUGAAGGGGCAAUAAGACCCCCCCACUUCACCUUGUGGAUGAAUCAGGGAGGGCUAUGGAAUUUGAAUUUUUGCACUACUGCAUUUUAUUUACUGUUAAGCAGUGGUUCACCUCAAACUGGUUUUAACAGCGUUCUGUUAAGCAGUGGUUCACCUCAAACUGGUUUAACAGCGUUCUGUUAAGCAGUGGUUCACCUCAAACUGGUUUAACAGCGUUCUGUUAAGCAGUGGUUCACCUCAAACUGGUUUAACAGCGUUCUGUUAAGCAGUGGUUCACCUCAAACUGGUUUUAACAGCGUUCUGUUAAGCAGUGGUUCACCUCAAACUGGUUUAACAGCGUUCUGUUAAGCAGUGGUUCACCUCAAACUGGUUUUAACAGUGUUCUGUUAAGCAGUGGUUCACCUCAAACUGGUUUAACAGCGUUCUGUUAAGCAGUGGUUCACCUCAAACUGGUUUUAACAGCGUUAUGUUAAGCAGUGGUUCAACUCAAACUGGUUUUAACAGCGUUCUGUUAAGCAGUGGUUCACCUCAAACUGGUUUAACAGCGUUCUGUUAAGCAGUGGUUCACCUCAAACUAGUUUUAACAGCAUUCUGUUAAGCAGUGGUUCACCUCAAACUGGUUUUAACAGCGUUCUGUUAAGCAGUGGUUCACCUCAAACUGGUUUAACAGCGUUCUGUUAAGCAGUGGUUCACCUCAAACUGGUUUUAACAGCAUUCUGUUAAGCAGUGGUUCACCUCAAACUGGUUUUAACAGCGUUCUGUUAAGCAGUGGUUCACCUCAAACUGGUUUUAACAGCAUUCUGUUAAGCAGUGGUUCACCUCAAACUGGUUUUAACAGCGUUAUGUUAAGCAGUGGUUCACCUCAAACUGGUUUUAACAGCGUUCUGUUAAGCAGUGGUUCACCUCAAACUGGUUUAACAGCGUUCUGUUAAGCAGUGGUUCACCUCAAACUGGUUUAACAGCAUUCUGUUAAGCAGUGGUUCACCUCAAACUGGUUUAACAGCUUUCUGACCUUUUGUAGUAGUAUUAUCAUUAUGUGAUAUUGUACCGUUAUUUUUCCCAGCAGAAAACGUAUAAUUGUCUUGUCUUAUCCCUGUUUUAAUUGGAUGUAGAUUGAGGCGUUCUGGUUUUUAAUAUCAUAUAUACUAUAAAUUGUGUUUAUUUAAAAGGCUUUGUGUUUUAAAGGACACUAGUCUCCUCUAGGGGUCCAGUCAGUGAGCUGAAACACAGAAUACUGGAGAAACAAAAUGUGUUUCUAUACCAUAUGAAAUGUACUGUAUCUAACAGCUAUGCUGGUCUGUGAGCUAUCUGUAGCGUUGCAGCCUCCUGAGUAGGCCCUAGCUGUGUCUCCUUGCAAUAGGAGAGCCCAUUGUCUCGCGUCAGAUGGCGUCACUCCUACGCGACGCUCGUUUUGAGUGCAGACGGCCGUCAGCGCUAUCUGACGUCAGACAAUGUAGGAGAGCCUAGAAAGGCGUAGCUAGAGAAACGGCACACGUAGCUAGGGAGAUGCUACUGCUAGCUAGCUAGAUAUGCUAGCUAAUCUUAAGAAAACCUACAGGAGACCUUUGUAGCCUAACUAUAGCACAGCUAGCUAGAGAGAUGCCAGCUUUUAGCUAACCCAAGGCCGGUCUAAAGGUGAUCCAAGUAUCUUUAGCAUGGCAGGCUAGCUAGAGAAAUGCUAGCUACUAGCUAAUUUAAACAAAGCACUUAAGGUGAUUCCUUUUCGUCCUCAUGCUAGCGAGCAGUAGCCACAUGCUGGCUAGCAUGAGGGAAAAAAACGUCUCAGCAGUGUCUUAAUCUAAACAAAAACCCUUUCCAACCAUAUAGCAGAGCGUAUAAGGGUGGAAUCUUCUAGCUUACCUAAAGGUGAUUUGUGUGUCUGUAGCAUGGCUGGCUAACUAGCUAGAGAUGCUAGCUAUAUGCUAACCUAAAUAACUUCUAACGGUGAUCCUUGUGUGUUUAGCACCCUUAUAUAACCCAAACUAAUCCAGUGACAUCCAUAAUAUGGUCUGAUAAUAUUUGUAUUAUAUUAUUUUACAUAUAGCCUAACUCCUGUGUUUUUAGUUCUACAUGUUCGAAAUUCUAAACUUCUCUAUUGUGAGUUUAAAUUAUGUUUUGUCGUUAAUGUGAGCUGUCACACAAGACGGUCUUGUUGGUGGCUCAUGCCGCACCUGAUGGAUGGUAAGACGUUUGAAUGGAAGGAGAGGGAGACAGAAAUGUAUGGUUGUUUGACACUGAUGUUAUGGAUCAUUUCAUUUAAAUCAUUAGCAUGUUGUAUGUAGUCUAUUCUGUCACCGCCUGGUAACGAUGUAGUCUAUUCUGUCACAGCCUGGUAACGAUGUAGUCUAUUCUGUCACAGCCUGGUAACGAUGUAGUUAGUCUAUUCUGUCACAGCCUGGUAACGAUGUAGUUAGUCUAUUCUGUCACAGCCUGGUAAUGAUGUAGUCUAUUCUGUCACAGCCUGGUAAUGAUGUAGGGAGACAGUCACGCUAGUCUUGACACAAGCACAUUCAGUUGAGCACAGUUUAAAGUAUUUGAAAUGAUUUCAAAUAGUAAUUGAACCCAGGUCUUCACAUGACAAACUGAGCGUAUUAAUGUUUGUUGUUUGGACUAAAAAAACGAGGCUGAACGAUGGAAAGUCACAUCGCUCAUCGCUCAGCCAGGAAACUGCUUUAGAACUUAAACUGACCUACUGAAAACGAUUUGGUUCAUUUUGUCACCUGUGGUUUAGAUAGAAGUGCAUUAUCACUCUCGGACGGAACUCUCCCAGUGUUCUAUUGUGACUGAAGGUUCCUACUGCUGUUAAUGGAAUCAUUUUACUGGUUCUGCAGAGAACCUCAGAAUAUCUUCAUCUGGGUGGAGUUGUUUAUAGUUUUCAAAACACUCACUGAUCUUUUUCUUGAUACUGUCUUGUCUUGUCAUUAUGUUGCACAAUGCAUUUAAGUAAUCCGGUUAUUGGUGAGGAUAAUGUCAACAUCAAAUCAACCCAAUCACUGUUUUCAAAUAAAUUACCCAGAAGUCCA
Molecule: messenger RNA, 7933 nt
Organism: Oncorhynchus kisutch (coho salmon)
Lineage: Eukaryota; Metazoa; Chordata; Actinopteri; Salmoniformes; Salmonidae
Product: homeodomain-interacting protein kinase 1
Exons: 18
Coding region: 363-3866 (1167 amino acids)
Biological process (GO): peptidyl-threonine phosphorylation; intrinsic apoptotic signaling pathway in response to DNA damage by p53 class mediator; smoothened signaling pathway
Cellular component (GO): PML body; nucleus; cytoplasm
Molecular function (GO): ATP binding; protein serine/threonine kinase activity; protein tyrosine kinase activity
Source: RefSeq, a predicted model, not a curated record